GACUUUAUCUCUAAUUUUAUUUGGUUGGUGAGGUAGGGACUGCCAUCGCCCCCUAUUUUAUAGACAGAGGACAGACGGCCCCGUGGCUCCCUGUGGUGUCCAAAGAAUGGGCUGGCACCUCUGGGACCAGGCUCACCACCAGGGCCCUUCUCUGAAGCCCCAGUCUGACCCGCCUGCUGCUGGGAACCCCCCUCUGCUCCGACACUAACUUCAGCUGGGGCUGAGCCAGGGUGUGUCAGACCAGCAAGGGCGACCGUCGGCCCCGCUCCUAUGGGGCAGCAGGGAGGGACGUCAGCAGGGUGGGGCGGGCACCCAAAUGGUAUGCCCCGCCCUGCCCCGCCUGCCCGCCCUGGUGGCCGUCUGGGAGCGACAAGUCCUGGGAGAACCAGACGGAAGCGCCGCUGGGACUGACACGUGGACUUGGGCGGUGCUGCCUGGGUGGGUCGGCCUGGGCUGGGAGGCAGCCCCGGGACACAGCUGUACCCACGCCAUCUGAGCACCCCAAGCCCGAUGCAGCCAACCCCAGAAGAGGCCCGGAGGGACAGGGCCGGGGACAGCCAGUGGUCCAGGCCCGAGUGCCAGGCAUGGACAGGGACGCUGCUGCUGGGCACAUGCCUGCUGUACUGCACCCGCUCCAGCAUGCCCAUCUGCACUGUCUCCAUGAGCCAGGACUUUGGCUGGAACAAGAAGGAGGCCGGCAUCGUACUCAGCAGCUUCUUCUGGGGCUACUGCCUGACGCAGGUUGUGGGCGGCCACCUCGGGGACCGGAUUGGGGGUGAGAAGGUCAUCCUGCUGUCAGCCUCUGCCUGGGGCUCCAUCACAGCCGUCACCCCGCUGCUCGCUCAGCUGAGCAGUGCCCACCUGGCCUUCAUGACCUUCUCACGCAUCCUCAUGGGCUUGCUCCAAGGGGUUUACUUCCCUGCCCUGACCAGCCUGCUGUCACAGAAGGUGCGGGACAGUGAGCGAGCCUUCACCUACAGCACCGUGGGCGCCGGCUCCCAGUUUGGGACGCUGCUGACCGGGGCAGUGGGCUCCCUGCUCCUGGAAUGGUACGGCUGGCAGAGCGUCUUCUAUUUCUCCGGCGGCCUCACCUUGCUUUGGGUGUGGUACGUGUACAGGUACCUGCUGAGUGGAAAAGAUCUCGUCCUGGCCUUGGGAGUCCUGGCCCAAGGCCUGCCGGUGUCCAGGCACAGCAGAGUCCCCUGGAGACGGCUCUUCCGGAAGCCUGCUGUCUGGGCAGCCGUCAUCUCCCAGCUCUCUGCAGCCUGCUCCUUCUUCGUCCUCAUCUCCUGGCUGCCCACCUUCUUCAAGGAGACCUUCCCCGAAGCCAAGGGUUGGAUCUUCAACGUGGUGCCUUGGUUGGUGGCGAUUCCUGCCAGUCUAUUCAGCGGGUUUCUCUCUGAUCGUCUCAUCAAUCAGGGUGAGCCCCGCGGAGGGGACCGGGGCUGGGGACCACACCUGGAUUCGCCUCACUUUCAAGGGGCAAGAUGCUCCUCUCCUGGGGGUGCAGCUUCAGCACAUGGAGAGCUGGGGCAGGGGCGCUUCUUUCCAGGCUCGGCCUCCUCCUUAAAGGGUGGGGUUAGACUGUGGUGAGAGGGUCUGGUCUCACGGUGACCAUGGAGCUCGCCCCUGGGGGCCAGAUGCAGCCCCUGACCCUCUGGGAAGGCACCUGGUGGGGUCAGAGGUUGCAAACAUCCUUGAACCUUUGGAAGAGCUUCUGUCUUUGUUCCAUGUGCUCCAGACCCACGCUGGGAUGAGCCCCGAGUGGGCUGCGUGUUUCUUCCCCUAGUGCAGUGUCCUCACAGACAGGUACAGGCGGAUGCACACGCGUGCCCACAUGCUCUCUCCACACAUGUAUGCCUAUUCUUAGAAUGUUCGUGUUUUUCCCAAUUGCAAAAGGAAUACACACGCGUUGUGGAAAGCUAGAAAACCUGGAACAGCAGAGGAAGUGGGGCCGCUUGCCUGUUUCCACCUCUAACUGCUGUGUGGCUGUUCUGUGUUUGUCCCAGACCCACGCCUUGGGAACCUUCCAAGGGCACAGGCGCUGCCUCGUAGCUGUGCCACACACACGUGUGUGCGCAUGUUUUUGCCCACAGCACGGGAUAGCUGUCUUGAGCCCCAAGCCUCCUCCUCCCCUGCUGCCCCUCUGCAGCUGUUCAGGAUGGGACCCCCUCUGGGCGCCGUCUGGGGUGUCAGCACGAAAGGCCUAAUGGGAGCCCCUUCCUUGGCCUCCCCCUGUAGGUCACACGGCCGUCC
Molecule: messenger RNA, 2256 nt
Organism: Piliocolobus tephrosceles (Ugandan red Colobus)
Lineage: Eukaryota; Metazoa; Chordata; Mammalia; Primates; Cercopithecidae
Gene: SLC17A9
Product: solute carrier family 17 member 9
Exons: 8
Coding region: 511-1593 (360 amino acids)
Biological process (GO): ATP transport; transmembrane transport
Cellular component (GO): membrane
Molecular function (GO): transmembrane transporter activity
Source: RefSeq, a predicted model, not a curated record